CACGUGACCCUGGGCGCUGGGCUUUUAGUCCUGGCCCGAGCAAGCGGCGCGAAGGGCCCUUUUGCAGGCAGCAGCCAAGCGGAGUGAAACCGGAGUUGUGGUUGUUGUUGUUUGGAGACAGACCAUGGGGUCGGUUCGGAGCGCGUCGCCCGUCCCGGAGCGGAAUCCCACCCAACAGGCGCCGCCACCACCGCCCUCGAUCCGGAUUGCAGCCCCGGCCGUGUAAACGCCUUGUUUGGCGCGGCUUUUGUUCUUCAUCCCAAGGCAGGAUCUACUCCUAAUCCGGAUCAAGAAAGAGCAAUCCCGACCAGCGACCGCAUCAUCUCAGCCUUGUUUCAUAGCAACCUUUCCUCUUUCCACUGAAGUCCUGGAUGACCUUUGCGAAAAGCCGGAGGAAAAGUCCGUUGAUGAUCAUCGAUAGGUGAAGAAGGAGAAAAAAGGUUGGUUGAUGACCGUAAAUAGGUGACUAUCAAGAAUCAGGAUGGGACAGAAAGUGACCGGCGGCAUCAAGACAGUGGAUAUGCGGGACCCAGCUUACCGACCGUUGAAGCAGGCGCUUCAGGGUUUGGACUACUGCAAGCCGGCCCGGCUGGACUUACUUUUGGACAUGCCAUCUGCCUCCUAUGAGGCCCAGUUGACACACUCAUGGAACAACGAUGACCGGUCACUCAAUGUCUUUGUGAAGGAGGACGACAAACUCAUCUUCCACAGGCACCCGGUGGCCCAGAGCACAGACGCCAUCCGGGGCAAAGUGGGCUACACGCGGGGGCUCCACGUCUGGCAGAUCACCUGGGCCAUGCGCCAGCGGGGCACCCAUGCUGUAGUUGGGGUGGCCACAGCCGAGGCCCCGUUGCACUCAGUGGGUUACACAACGCUGGUGGGGAAUAACCAUGAGUCCUGGGGCUGGGACCUGGGGCGCAACCGGCUCUACCAUGACGGCAAGAACCAGCCUGGCAAGACCUACCCAGCCUUCCUGGAGCCUGACGAGACCUUUGUGGUGCCGGACUCCUUCUUGGUGGUGCUGGACAUGGACGAUGGGACACUGAGUUUCGUGGUGGAUGGGCAGUACAUGGGGGUGGCCUUCCGUGGGCUGAAAGGGAAGAAACUUUACCCAGUGGUGAGCGCCGUGUGGGGCCAUUGUGAAAUCCGCAUGCGCUACUUGAAUGGACUGGACCCUGAACCUUUGCCUCUCAUGGACCUUUGCCGGCGAACUGUGCGCCUUACUUUGGGCAAAUCUCGAUUGAACGAGAUCCAAGACCUACCGCUGCCGGAAUCUCUCAAGAGUUACCUUCUCUACCAAUGACCUCCAUUCUGGGGCUAGACAGAAGAAGCAAAAUGCGGGAGGGAGGCAUCAAUCGGCGAUGGCAGCACCUUUGGACAAGGAUUUAUGUUGCUUUCCAUGUUUCUACACAUACUUUUCUAAUUGCUUUUUUGCUAUUGGAGAUCCAAAAUCGACGCCAUGCCAUUGGCUGUGCCAAAUGAAAUACUGGCCUUGAUAUGUUCCCUGUCUGGUUUACUUGCCUUCUGGAGACUUUGGUUCUCUGAUUCUUCUGCCAGAUUGAUCUGCUUAAUGCCAUUGCUCUGCCUUGAUUUGGAAAGAACAUCCUUUGGAGAAAUUGAGGCUAUGGAUAUGAGAUGAGAUCCGAAGGAUUACAAAAACUGCCAGCAUUUCUGCUCUAAAAAGAUCACUCCCUGUAGACUUGCAUUUUAGACAAUACUGGAAUAAGCAGCCAUCUGAAAUGUCAAAGACCCUACCUGUUGUCCAAUAUUAACUAUGCCUUCUCCAUUUGGGUAUGAGACCAUCACCACUCAUCGAAGGCUUGGAGAUGCUUGGAUUCUCAAAAUAACUCAUCUUUCUGGGUAUUCACUUGAACCUGUAGCUUGAGGUGAUGAAAGGGGGGGGGGGGUAUAAUAUGGAGGAUAAGCUUAGAAUGGCACAAAGGCACCCCAAAUUUGGGAGUAAGGAGCUCUUCUAGGCUGAUUUUACCUUGAGUAAACAUUUGUGCUGUGCGAUAACACCCAGCAAUCCUGGCCGUGGAGGAUGAUGGGCCUUGUAAUCAAAGGAGUGUGCCAUUGGUCUUGUACCCAUGUUUCAGCUUUGGGUUGGCCUUGUCUUUCCCCCAGUUUCAAACAGAGCCUUCCAAUAUAUUGUAGAUUUCUAGAAUUCAUGGUUUUCUCCUCCUCUGCAUUCUUCUGGCUGGCAUUUUAAAUAUCCAAAUCGGAAAAUAUUCCAUGUAUAUUGCAGUCCCAACCACAUCUGGAUCAUUCUCCUUCGGGAAUGGGCUGAAAAAGAUGCCUGAGCCAUGGUUUAUCUUUUUUAUCCUUUGAAUUUAUCGAAAGUCCUUUGGAAACACUCCUUUGUUGUCUGCGAACCCUACAAAACCUUUAGGGCUUGAUCCAUGGCCGUGCCACAUUGUUACUCUAGAAGAGCAAGUUCUGCUUUAUCCAGGGAGAAGGGUGUAUUAUUAAUUUAGCCAAAUUAACAACCUUCUAAGCUCCCUCCGCAGCAGGGUAUAUUUUGCACAUGGUUUUCUUACGGGGUGAAGAAAGCACCAAUUUCUCUGUUACUGCCUCACCGGAUUUGUGUAGGGUGUGUUCUCUUCUUCUUUUUUAAAAAGAAAACUCUAUAUAGGUACAAAUGAGCUUAUUUGUUAGGAAAUGUUAAUAUAUAUAUAUUGCCUUUUUGUAUGGAAGAGAACUGUGUUUGGGUUUAUGUUUUUAAGAAAUGCUGCUGUAGGAAACUUGUGUAUGUUUGUUUUUUUAAUGAAGAAAAUAGCCUCAUUUUCUUUUAAAGCACACAAGUGGUGCCAAGAUCAGAUUUGGGGAGAAGAACGCAACCUGCCUCCUUUUUUAAACAAACUCUUACAAGAGGAACACUUUGCAAUUGCACAAAGGAUUAUAAACGUGUACAGAGCCAGACAUCUUCUUGUUUCGAUAUCCUUCAAUCCCACUUGGGUCUCUUCCACCGACACCAUCUUUUCCUCUGCCCCUGCUUUCCACCCCUUGGUGAGUCUAGAUUGUGUAGCUUUUAAACCUUUCACUAUUCUCCCCACUAUUGAUUGUAGAUAAUCAGUUAUCUUUUUAAAAAACAAUAAAAAUAAAAGUUUAUUAAAUACUGUGAA
This is a messenger RNA of Anolis carolinensis (green anole), 3122 nucleotides long. RefSeq names its product splA/ryanodine receptor domain and SOCS box containing 1 (gene spsb1). Bases 482 to 1303 code for a protein of 273 amino acids. The transcript is spliced from 3 exons. Lineage: Eukaryota; Metazoa; Chordata; Lepidosauria; Squamata; Anolidae. Gene Ontology annotation, biological process: proteasome-mediated ubiquitin-dependent protein catabolic process; intracellular signal transduction. The record is from RefSeq and is a predicted model, not a curated record. Gene Ontology annotation, molecular function: protein binding. Gene Ontology annotation, cellular component: SCF ubiquitin ligase complex.